UUCGAGACAAUCGUCUGCCUGAUGCAACAGAUGCAGGUUCAGGACAAGGAGUGGACAGAAUUUCUAUGCUAUUGUCGGCAUGGAAUGUGUGAAGCACACCAUCUGGCCAUGCUGCGGAGUCUGUUGGAACCAUGGGCAGGAGCGUUAUUAGUGACGUCACAUCAUGCAGUGCGCACACAAUGGAACGAACUGGCAUUGCAUGGGCACUGUGAGGCGGGGGGGAACACACUAUACCGCUUUCGAGCCAAGGAUACUAUAGGAGGGAAGGAAUUGACAUUGAGGGAACGAUGGGCUUUAGCGCAAUACGUGUUGAAGGAUAAACAACAUUCGGCACAUUUGGAAUGUCAAGGAGGACUGCAACCAGUGGUGGAACUCGCAGUUGGUAGCAAGGUGAUAAUCACGACAAACAUUGAUACAGAUAUGGACAUCGCCAACGGAGCAAGGGGGUGUUAG
This is a messenger RNA of Cantharellus anzutake, 453 nucleotides long. RefSeq lists its product as uncharacterized. The annotation marks the transcript as partial. NCBI's taxonomy places the organism in Eukaryota, Fungi, Basidiomycota, Agaricomycetes, Cantharellales, Hydnaceae. The record is from RefSeq and is a predicted model, not a curated record. The transcript is spliced from 2 exons.